AGCGCAGUUUGGUUCCGGAUGUAAACAUACACAGCACCGUGCGCUCAUGGAGCUUGCUGUCACGUCCGAAGAUUCAGCUCUGGCAAAUGUCAGGUCGUCGAUUACUUCUACCCGUGAACUAAUAUUGUUUAAUACAUUUCCACCAUAUACCAUCGUGUCACCAUACUCUGGUUCGUGAUAAGACGUUGAUGCCACGGAUCCGCUGAUCACCAUGUCACAAUUCCGUGUGGGACUGCGCCUCGUCGUCCUCAUGUGCAGUCUGGCUGCACUUGUACGGACAGAAGAGGAAUGGCUUGACCCCUACGAUAUGUUGAACUACGAUGCAGGCACGAAAACGAUGAAAAAACAAUCAGAGCCAACAACGUAUCCCAACGUUCCCACUAAAAGAAGGGAACAUGCCGCAGAAGAUAUGGAUUGUAGCAGUCAAGUUUCAGCGUUAAAAACAGAGGUUGAAGAUCUGCGGAAGAGCAUUGCAUCUAUUUCACAGCAGCCCGCAUGCAGCCCUGUUUUUAGGAGAUUCCUGACCAGAUUUCUGAAGCUGAUCGAGAAAGUUGGCUUGCCCACCGACAACGCGGACAGCUUCUAUAACGCUAAAGUGAAAGUCACCAGACAGGGUGUCACAGAGAUCCAGAAGUUUCUGGCGUCGGGUGAGAUCUGGCAGCAAGGGGCAAUGGACGACGUGCUCAGCCAACUGUUGAUAGACGUGAAACCUUUGGACUUCGAGGCCUGGAAGUGGCGUUUUGAGGACGUCUUCGGAGUGGAAAUUGAUACUGUCUUGAAAGUGUUUCUCUGCGUCCUCGUCAUAGCGGCGGUCAUCUGCACUCAGCUGUGGGCCGUGGUCUCCUGGUUCGUCCAGUUCAAACGGAUGUUCGCAGUCUGUUUCCUCGUCAGCAUUGUGUGGAACUGGUUCUACCUGUACAAGAUUGAAUUUGCCCAGCACCAGAGCCGACUCGCGAAGAUGGACACGGCGUACGAGAAAUGCACUGGAAUGAAGAAAAUCGACUGGACUGAUAAUUUAAAAGAAUGGUACAGGACUACCUGGACUCUGCAGGAUGACCCCUGCAAUGAGUAUUAUAAAGACCUCAUGGUCAGUCCAUUCCUACUGGUGCCUCCAUCGAAGGCCUUCUCAGUCACCAUCACCACCUUCUUCACAGAGCCCCUGAAGCACAUCGGCCAGGGCAUCAGUGAGUUCCUCCGUGCCCUCCUGAAGGACCUGCCCAUCACCCUGCAGUUACCCGUCCUCAUCACCAUCGUGCUCUCUAUCCUGGUGGUCAUGUAUGGAGGGGUGCAGGCAAUGUUCCAGCACGGUAUAACGGGACCCCUGCGUCUUCGGGACCCUCCCCUCCCUCCAGCUGGGGCUCAGCCACAACUUGCCCAGUGUCAACCCGCUCAGCCACCACCGGCCCAGGUUCAACCCGCGCAGCCACCCCCGGCCUAUCUUACGACCCCGGAGCCUCAAGGAGCUGGAGACGCCCCACUGCAGCGGCGGCGGGUGCGAGGUGCUGAUGGCGCCGUGCGUCGUCGGAGAGUCCAGAGACCCAGAGGGGCGGAGGCGGCCGCAGUCGCAGCCCCCCCCAGGGUGCCCGUGGAGACCCUGGGAGACGAGGGUUACAGCCACGACGAGACGGACGUCAUGGAGCCGUCGGUGCCUCACGCCCCGGGGGACGGGGAUUCAGAAGAGUAUGAGGGGGAGGAGGUGGACGAGGCGGACGAGGAGGAGUCGCUACGAGGGGCCACGCCGAGGACUGUAGCUCACGGUGCUACCAAACAAGCUGAGGCCGAGGCUAAACCCUCGGACCCCAAGCCGACCGUGCCCCGAGCCAAACGGCAGGACAAUGUGUCGCAGGGUGGCAGAGGAGUUAUAACGGAUGACCGCAAUCCAGCCGGACUACCAGGAGCUACAAGAGAACAGGUGAUUUCCAAUGGCCCCGUUGGUCGCGUCGUGUCACUAGGGGCUGGAUCCGCUUCCAGCUCAAAUGCGGGGAGACGCCUGUCGGGUGAAUGUGCGCGGCCUGCCCGAGAGCAGGCUGCGUCAUCGUAAGCCCUGCAUGUGGUUAUGAACCAAGCCUUCGUAUCAAAUUGAAGAAUUUUAGACAAUACAGUAACUGCGUGCAUGAGACUUUUCGCCAUGGACAAAGUAUUACAAGAGUUCUAUUAUUUUGUUGUCAACACGCUUCAGCAUUGUACAGAUGGGUUGAAAAAAAUCCUAAUCUCGAUUAUUUUGGUCUAUAUUGAGAUCACGCUUAUUCAAACUAUUAAUUUUGAGUUUGAAAACAUGAUGCAUUUACUUCAACUUCCCCUUAAAAAAAUAAACACAAAAUGUUCAAAUAGAAAAUAAUGUACAAAUAUGUAUCCAGCGGUUAUACAAUUUCUAUAAAACAUUUAAUAAUGAAUGAAAAAAAUUGUUUAAACUCAAUUAUUUUAGUUUGUUGAUCAGUUAACCCAAAAAAUAUUUUUUUUUAUUAAUUAUUCCACAUCAUCAUCCAUUUGUGUGGAAAUCUUCUGUCUGCAUAUGUACUAUGUGUUUUUGUAUCACAUGUUAAUAAAUGUAUAUUUCCAUUCUACUCAUUA
Molecule: messenger RNA, 2571 nt
Organism: Gadus macrocephalus (Pacific cod)
Lineage: Eukaryota; Metazoa; Chordata; Actinopteri; Gadiformes; Gadidae
Gene: clcc1
Product: chloride channel CLIC-like 1
Exons: 10
Coding region: 212-2041 (609 amino acids)
Cellular component (GO): membrane; endoplasmic reticulum
Molecular function (GO): chloride channel activity
Source: RefSeq, a predicted model, not a curated record